Messenger RNA from Coffea eugenioides, 2461 nucleotides. RefSeq names its product BTB/POZ domain-containing protein At1g03010. The record is from RefSeq and is a predicted model, not a curated record. The transcript is spliced from 5 exons. Lineage: Eukaryota; Viridiplantae; Streptophyta; Magnoliopsida; Gentianales; Rubiaceae. Bases 287 to 2254 code for a protein of 655 amino acids. Gene Ontology annotation, molecular function: protein binding.
ACGCAACACAACCAUUUCAAUUCAACCCAAACCCCUUUCAAUCUUUGCAUGAGUUCAUGUGCCUUUCUCCUCACUCCUUUCAUUAGCUUACCUUUCUGCCUUUCUCCUCCUCCUUUCCUUCCUCAAUUUUAGCCUUUUCCACACCACGGCCACAAAAGGUCUUCUUGGUUAGCGUGUGCAUUUUUUUUUUCCUUGACAAGCUAAGGUCUAAGCUAUGCCGGCGAGACAUAUGUACGUUAUCAGGAGAGAAAGGCUGAACUAGCUUAGCUGGGAGCCGGUGGAGGAGAUGGGAGUAGUUACCGUAGGUGAGCUGAAGCCAAGCAUAUCAGGAAAGAGAUCAUUCCGCCCCAGUUCCAGUGCAAGACAUGUAACCGAAUGGCCUAUAUCAGAUGUUUCUAGUGAUCUUACAAUCGAAGUUAGCGCAACAACUUUUUCGCUUCACAAGGUAAGAUCAUAUAAGAAAAAAAAAAUAAAUCAGAAAAGGUGCAUAUACAUUACUAACAAUCUUUUACAGUUCCCUCUAGUUUCUCGAAGUGGUAGAAUAAGGAAAUUGUUGCUAGAAGCCAAGGAUUCGAAAAUUUCAAGACUGAACCUCCAUGGCAUUCCUGGUGGAUCAGAAGCAUUUGAGCUGGCUGCAAAAUUCUGUUAUGGAGUGAACACUGAGAUUACCGUAUCAAAUGUUGCCAUGCUGCGAUGUGUAGCCCAUUUUUUGGAAAUGACAGAAGAAUUUUCUGAGAAGAACUUGGAAACCCGAGUUGAAGUAUAUCUGAGGGAUUCCGUGUUCCCAAACAUUUCCAACUCUGUAUCUGUACUUCACAACUGUGAAAGCCUCCUACCGAUCUCAGAGGAAGUUAACCUGGUUAGCAGGCUAAUUAAUGCAAUUGCAAACAAUGCUUGUAAAGAGCAGCUAACCUCAGGCUUAUCCAAGCUGGAAUAUAACUUCCCUUCAAAACCAAUCCAAAACAUGGAGGCUGAAACACCGUCAGACUGGUGGGGGAAGUCUCUCACAGUGCUGAAUCUUGAUUUCUUCCAAAGAGUUCUGUCAGCAGUUAAGACAAAGGGUCUGAAACCGGACAUAAUUAGCAGGAUUUUAAUUAACUAUGCCCAGAACUCCCUUCAAGGGCUCAUCGUAAGGGAUCCUCAACUCACUAAAGGUACUUUCUUGGAUCCAGACUUGCAGAAGAAACAAAGGAUUACUGUUGAAACAAUAGCAAGUUUACUGCCAACACAGUCAAGGAAAAGUGUGGUUCCAAUGGCAUUUCUUUCAAGUUUGUUAAAAUCUGCAAUAGCAUCUUUAGCAUCUACGUUGUGCAGAUCUGAUCUAGAGAGGCGGAUCGGCCUGCAGCUAGAUCAGGCAAUUCUUGAGGAUAUUCUGAUUCCUGCACAUUCACAUGGAAACAACCACACACCGUUGUACGACACUGAGUCAGUCUUGAGGAUUUUCUCUUUUUUCUUGAAUCUGGACGAGGAUGACGAAGAGGAUCAUCAAAUGAGGGAUGAAAGUGAAAUGGUGUAUGACUUUGACAGCCCAGGAUCACCUAAACAAAGCUCAAUAUUUAAGGUGUCAAAAUUGUUGGACAAUUAUCUUGCAGAGGUUGCACUAGAUUCAAACUUUACAGCGUCGAAGUUUAUAGCAUUGGCAGAGUUGCUUCCAGAUCACGCUCGUGUGGUCUAUGAUGGAUUAUAUCGUGCUGUUGACAUAUUUCUCAAGGUUCACCCCAACAUCAAGGACUCUGAAAGGUACAGGCUAUGCAAGACAAUCGACUGUCAGAAACUGUCUCAAGAAGCUUGCAGCCAUGCGGCUCAGAAUGAACGGUUGCCCGUGCAGAUGGCAGUUCAGGUGCUGUAUUUUGAGCAAAUCAGGCUGCGGAAUGCAAUGAAUGGAGGCCAUAAUCAAUUGUUUUUUGGGUCGAUGAUGAACGGUCAAUUCCCUCAGCGAUCAGGCAGCGGCGCAGGAAGCGGAUGCAUCUCACCAAGAGACAACUACGCAUCAGUCAGAAGAGAAAACAGAGAAUUGAAGCUUGAAGUGGCAAGAAUGAGGAUGAGGCUAACAGAUUUGGAGAAAGAUCACGUUUCCAUGAAACAGGAGCUGGUUAGAUCUCACCCCACCAACAAGUUAUUCAAAUCUUUCACCAAGAAGUUAAGCAAGCUAAAUUCAUUAUUCCGGAUUAUUGACAUAAAGCCUAUUGGAGGCAAAGCUCAUUCAGAAACGCGAUUUCCUUUCCAAAGGAGAAGGCGUCACUCUGUCUCAUGAGUCGUAACCGUGAAAGCGUGGAUGAUAUACUCUGUAUAGAUCGGCUUUGUGAUUUUUGUUUGGUAGUCGUGAGCCCUUUCUUUUUCCUUUUCUAUAUAGAAUCUUGAAAAAAAGGAUGCACCCAAACAAACUAUAUGUAUUAUUCCUGUUGUAUUCUGAGGUGUGUGAGAGAGUUUUCAUGAGAUGUAAAAAUUAAUUAUAUUUCCA